GUCAAACCGUGACAACAAUGCGCAUGCGCGGAGUCCAGACGCAUUCGCUGAUACAUAACGCAUUUGGCUUGACUGCUUGAAUAAAACACUGUAGUAUUUGAUAAAGCAGAUUUAUGUUUAAUCUAAUGUCCAAAACCUAACUUUCUUAAACUUCAGGGAACGGAAUCUUGAUAGGAAUCCUGACUCUGGUCGGUUCAGUCGGUUCUUUUGAACAGUUCGCGUCAAGAAUCGGUUCAGCAAACAAAACAAGUCGUUUGGAACCCAAACAUAGUCUACUUAAUACGUAAAUUCAUUUUAUCUCUUGUAUUCAUGAGCAGUUGUUAUGUUUGGGUGGGGAUAAACAAGUCGUAAACAAAUUUGCAGUGUGUUUUAUUAUUUCGUUUUUUUAAAAAAUGCUUCAACUGGUCUAUUGAAAAGUUUCGACUCAAUGGAACGAUUCGUUCACGAUUCAAACAUUGCUAGCGGAAACAGCUGGGAGCAUGUGUGUUGUUGUGGAGUUUCACGCCUUCAAGUAACAUAUGUGCAUGAAAAACAAGGAUGUCCUGCUCUGCUCUCGGUCGACGGCUGGUUGCAUGUCUCCUGAACAUCUCAGAAGCUCGGAGAAGAGACCUGGUUGAGACAGUGGCUAGAUCAGCCAUCACUGACACACAUGGAAACAAGCGUGAAGGCAUCACGGUGCUGAACAUCUUCAAUGAUGUUGACUACAACCGCUCUGUCAUCACUAUUGUUGCAAGCAUUGACCUAAUAAGGGAGGCUGUACUGUCGGCUUGCGAGCGUGCAUGCUCUCUGAUUGACAUGAAUGUCCAUGAGGGCAUCCACCCAUGCAUGGGUGCAGUGGAUCUGGUGCCUCUCUAUCCACUGGGGGAGGAGGUGGGCCUUGACGAUUGUGGGAAAGAGGCCCAUGCAUUAGCCACGGCUCUAACGGAACAAGUCACAGGUACCAGUGCCUUUUUGUUUGGCUGGGCAGAUUCUCAGCGCCGAGGUUUGGCUAAGAGGAGAAAGGAGAUUGGCUGGUUCAAAAAGGUCUUGGAUAUGUCAACCAUCAAGCCAGAUGUAGGUCCACAGCCUACAAGGAGAUAUGGCGUUACAGGUGUUGGAGCCAGCCCCUAUGUCAUGAACUGUAACGUGACCAUCGAUACCCGGGAUCUUGCCUUGGGCCGAAUUGUGGCUUCAGCGAUCCGUGAAUCCAGUCCUGGCGGUAUUCCUGGAGUUCAGGUCAUGGCUCUACCACAUGAAGGUGAUGUGGAGAUUGCUUGCAAUGUGGAGAGUGUUCAGGGUGGUCCUCCGUUGUCUUCAUCUAAUGGUGAGGAAAAAUGGCCAAGCUUCACCAUUGGAGGACAAAUCUUCUGCCAUGCUCCAGCCUCACUGAUCACAGCACGAGUAGCAGAACUGUCUAGACACCAUGGAGUGGGCAUCAAGGGUACAGCCCUAGUGGGCUUUACCCCACGUGAGUGUCAGAGACUGGCAGAGAGAGCACUCUCAAAUGGCACUGGAGAGUUCUGGAAAGAGCUGCAUCGUGUGCACAUGUGAAGAAGACAAAAUCUUUCACCACUGCGCUAAAUCUUAAACUAAUCAAUGGUUAAUUAGAGAGCUAUGGAAGCCUGUUUCCACCACUGAAUAAAAAAGAAUGGUCAGACUUGUGCAAUAUAAACUCGCAAUUGCGAGUUAUAAAGUCAAAAUUGUGCGAUAUAAACUUGCGAGUUAAGUCAGAUUUGCUAGACACUAACUCACAAUUCGGAGAAAUAAACUUGCAAUUCUGAGAAAUAAAAUCAGAAAUGCGACAAACGUAAAAUUCUGAUUUUUUUCUCAGAAUUGCGAUUUGUUUCUUGUAAUUGUGACAGAAUUGUGAGAGAUAAAUUUGCAAUUCUGAGAACAUAUCAGUCUUUUUUCCCCUCAAAAUUGGACUUUAUAACUCAUAAUUGCAAGUUCGUAUCUCAGUUAUGAGGAAAAGUCAGAAGUGUGAGAUAUAAACUCGCAAUUGUGAAAAAGUCUGAAUUGUGAGACAAACUCACAAAUGCGAAAAUAAAAAGAAUUGUGGCUUUAAUUAAUUUUGUUUUGUUAAUUUUUAUUAUUUAAUUCUUUCAAUUUUAAUUCUGACUUUAUUUCUCGCAAUUGUGAGUUUGUCACGCGAUUCUGAUUAGUCAGAAUUGUGACUUCUGACUUGAAUUGCAAAAUCUCAAAUUAUGAGAAAAAAAAAGUCAGAAUUGGGAGAGAAAAAGUUGCAAUAACCUUUUAAAUUUUUUAUUCAGUGGUGGAAACAAGCUCUAUAGAGAGCAUUGGUUGACCCAUCAACAACUUAACUGUUUGUUUACAAGUGCAGUGAACAGUGCUUAAAGGGAUAUUUCAGCCAAAAGUAACAAAUCUGUCAUAAUUUACUCACCCUUAUGUCACUCCAACACCUGUAUGUCUUUUUGUCCUUCUGUGGAACACAAAAAAGAAUUUUAUUCACACUAAGGCAUUUUUUAAACAUCUCCUUUAGCAUUCUACAGAAUAAAGUAAUGUAGGUUUGGAACGGCAUGAGGGUGAGUAAGUGAUGACAGAAUUCUCAUUCCGUUGUUUCAUUUAGUAUUAAUUUUGUUACAAUGUUAUUUUCAACUUUAAACUCAUCUAAAAAAAAAACACCUGAUUAAUAAUAAUCCAUCUCAGACAUAUUUUUGUGUCAGUUUAAGUUUUGAUGGAAAAGUCUACAUUCUGAGAAUAAUUGUUUUGAUCAAAUAGGACAAACAUACUCAAGCUUGAAAUAAUUAUAUCGAGUUCCUUAAAAUGGGAAUAUGUAAUUACUUGCUCAGGACAUAUUUGUAAUUGCUGCUUUUGAAGCAGUUCUGUGCAAAAGGUAGUUUCAUGAAUGUAAAGGUUUUAAUGGCAUAAUAUGGGUUCAUUUAUCCUCGCUAGUACGUCACACGAUGUUCUGCUCAUAGAGGUAUAUAAUUAUACAAAGGGUAAUUAGGCCAGAGCAGUUUGACCACCCCUUGAUGAGCUCAUUUACAGAGUUAUGGAUGUCAGAUCUGGGACAUUCAGGUGAUUUACUACUUGAGAGAGGAAGGGAGGAACCCUCUCCUAUUGCUAACAUACUAGAUUACACUACAAAAAUGCAUUGAAAGAAUAUCAGGGCUAGCAAGUACAGACAGCAACAGAAACACUAAUUUUACAAGCUGUUGAGAUUGAAAUCACUGACAUUUUUCAGAGGAACAAGAAUUCUGAUAAACAAGUUUGUGCUUGACUGAACUGAUCAGAAAAACUAAGUAUGGCAUUCCUGACAUAUGUAUACAUUCAUCUGGAAGAGGACUAUGGUAGUCAACAUUUGAAUUAGAUCAAAACCUUUCAUUAAAUUUGUCCUAAAACCAAAAAUAAUACCUGUUCUUAUCGUUUUUUGAUCCACUUCAAAUGUUGACUACUGUAUAUUGUCAAACAGAGACAAUCUUAUGCAUAAAGACUCUUAAAUUAAAUGUAAUGUGGUGCUUUAAACAUAAUAUUUUUAAUCUUUAAACAUUUUACUUGUGCUUAGUGUUGUCAAAGAGUCUGUGUCUAGAUGGCAGUAACCACUAAUUAUAUACACUUCCUCUAAGUUUAGGCAAUCCACUUUUGGCACAGAUUAAAAUAAAAAUGGGACACUACGCAGUUGCAAAGCUAUUACUGAAGCCACAGUUGUGACUUUCAGAAGUUGGGCUGCUAUGACCAGUUUUAUAUGAUAAUGAUAUAGCUUCUUAUAUAAGAUCACAACACUAUACAUCACAGUUGUAUAGCAUGUAAUCUAUGCUAUUGUGCACUGAUGUUAAAGUUCAGGAUGUUUCAAGCACACCCCCACACAGACAGAAAACAGUGCAUACUUGAGCCAUUUUCACAAACAGGAAACACAAAAUUUAACAUUCAUGAAAGAAACUAACACCAAAUGAUGGAGUGCAUUUUACACUCAAAUAAUCCAGCUGUAAAACCCUGACUCAUAUUUUAAUAGUGCUUGCAAACCACAAACACAACAACUGGCAAAAGAAAAAAGCUAUUAAAAUAUUAACUAUUCGUUUCCAUAUUAGACCAUAUCUUAAUACAGUCAUAUAUUGCACAAUCCAUAUUCAAGGAAACUGAUCUGGGUCCUGCAUUAGCACUGGAAAUAUAAAAACACACAGAAAAAUACGUUACCUGGCAAAAUCAGUGGAUAAAAUAAAAAAAAAAGUUGAGUGCCAGGCCACAAACUGGGAAAACUUUCAAAUCACCAAAGGGUCUAA
Labeo rohita (rohu) is the source of this 4220-nucleotide messenger RNA. RefSeq names its product formiminotransferase cyclodeaminase N-terminal like 1 (gene ftcdnl1). The coding region runs from base 538 to 1530 and encodes 330 amino acids. The record is from RefSeq and is a predicted model, not a curated record. Gene Ontology annotation, molecular function: folic acid binding; transferase activity. The transcript is spliced from 6 exons. Lineage: Eukaryota; Metazoa; Chordata; Actinopteri; Cypriniformes; Cyprinidae.